Entamoeba invadens IP1 is the source of this 1392-nucleotide messenger RNA. RefSeq names its product serine/threonine protein phosphatase 2B catalytic subunit, putative. Gene Ontology annotation, molecular function: calmodulin-dependent protein phosphatase activity; calmodulin binding. Bases 1 to 1392 code for a protein of 463 amino acids. Lineage: Eukaryota; Evosea; Mastigamoebida; Endamoebidae. The transcript has 4 exons. Gene Ontology annotation, cellular component: cytoplasm; calcineurin complex. The record is from RefSeq and is a predicted model, not a curated record. Gene Ontology annotation, biological process: calcineurin-mediated signaling.
AUGGUACGUAUUAAGCAACAAAUGCUUUCCAAUGAAAAAAUAUACCUUUCAAUCUCUUCAUUUCGUGAUUUUCAACAAUUUCAAAAUAUGAUCUCCACCGACCUUCCACUUGACUCUUCAAACAAGUACGACCUCUCCGCGCUCGAACAAGUCUUUUUACAAGGAGGUCUAAUCACCGAGUCAAGUCUCUUAAAACUCAUAGAAGAAGCGUCGACCUAUUUACGACUCGAGAAAAACGUCGUUGAGAUCACUACAGACGCCCUUGUCUUUGGAGACUUCCAUGGACAAUACUUGGACUUACUUACACAAGUCGACGACGACUAUUGGAAGACGGAUCGACCAGAACACACGUUGGUGUUCUUAGGAGAUUAUGUUGAUCGAGGGCAAAUGUCAUGUGAAGUGUUGAUCACGUUACUCUGUAUGAAAGUGAAUGACCCAAAGAGGGUUGUGUUAUUGCGAGGGAACCAUGAGAGUCGAACAAUGACACAAGCGAUGGGCUUCAUGACUGAAUGUAAAACAAAAUACUCGUUGACACUCUAUUUCACCUUCUGCGACUUGUUCGACACAUUCCCACUCGCCGCUCUUGUCACUCGGAAGAUCGGCAAAUUCUUCCUGUGUCAUGGAGGAAUUUCCCCUAAAAUGGCGAAGAUAGAGGACAUCAAUAACAUUUUCAGGUUCCAGGAACCGCCGAAUGAAGGACUCUUUUGUGACAUCUUAUGGGCAGACCCCGUCACUGAUAAGUUCUUGGACGAGAAACCAAAGUUCAAACAACACUUCGAUAAGAUCACCUUCCUCGAGAAUAAAGAACGGAACUGUUCCUACUUGUUUGGAUAUCAGGCAAUUGACGAGUUUUUGGCUUCGAAUAACUGUAUUGCGCUGAUAAGAGGCCACCAAUGUGCACCCGAGGGAGUUGAGAUGCAGUUCUUUGGGAACGACGACUUGGAGUUUCCGUUGUGUUUCACAGUGUUUGGAGCGACGAAAUAUUCACUGAAUAAUGAGGGGGGUGUGAUGCUUUUGGGGAACGAAGAUAUCGAUAUCAGUAAGUACCCGACAAGUAAUGAAGAUUUGAUCUUCCAACCGGUCCUUGGGAAUAUCCUGUGGUACUCUACGGGCAAGUUAAUGGAGUUUUUAGAAGACGGACUGAAGCGGUUGAUAUACUCUGCGUUCACGACGGUGCAGGAGGACAUCGACACGCCUUUUAAUACACCAUCGAAGCGCGAGGAUAAGCAGAAGGGGACUCCAAAAGUGUCAAAACUUGCUGAGAUGACAUUUGAAGAGCCCAGUUUGGGCUUUGGAAACGAGAAAAAGAUCGAGAAACGCAUUCGUGAAGAAUCAAUACCAAUUAGCUUGGACGAGUUAAGAAAGAAAUUCCUUGAACUUAAGAAACAGUGA